CGAAAACCAAAAUAUUCAACUACUUUUAGGCUUUAUUUGCUCCAUAACCUAAACAUUUUCUUCUCCAAUCUUGCAAUGUCAAUGGUUUCCUUCGCUAUGUCUCACUUUUCUUCCACAUUGAGCUUCAAUUUCCCCACUAAAAUCCCCCAUCACACCACUUUUUCACGAUAUACCAAAUCUUUCACCAUCACAACUUCAGCUUCUUUGGAUUAUUCAACCGAUAAAUCCACAGUCUCAUUAAAGACUAGCAACUGGCAAUGGAAGUUUAAUGACAAUUCUAUCAAAAUUUAUUACGAGGAGCAUGGAAAUGAGAGUGAUGGACCAAGGAAAAACAUUCUCAUGAUACCCGCUAUUUCAGAUAUUAGCAGCGUUGAAGAAUGGAGAUUGGUGGCUAAAGACAUCAUCCAACGAUCUGGGAAUGCUAACUGGCGAGCCACCAUCGUCGAUUGGCCUGGUCUUGGUUAUUCUGAGCGGCCAAAAAUAGAUUAUAAUGCUGACGUCAUGGAGUCGUUUCUUGUUGACUUCAUCCUCGAUCAAAAUACUCCAGUUAACAGCCUUACGGAAGAUUUGGUGAUCAUUGGAGGAGGCCAUGGUGCGACGCUAGCCAUCCGUGCUGCUAAAAAGGGUUUGGUCAAACCAGCCGCCAUUGUUGCUGUUGCUCCCACCUGGUCUGGUCCUCUUCCCAUCCAUUUUGGUCGUGAUUCCAAGACAGAAUCAAGAUACAAAUUGCUUAGAGAUACCUUAAGGUCCCCAGUUGUAGGUUGGAUGAUGUACAAACUAACAGUGAGUAACAAGGAAUUCAUGCGACAUCAGUAUAAAUCUCAUAUCUAUGCUGAUUAUGCGAAUGUCACGUCAGCCAUCAUCGAUAGUAGACAUGAGCUGACAAAAAUGAAAGGUGCUCGUUAUGCUCCGGCUUCUUUCUUGACGGGUCUAUUUGACCCUGUGAAGACCCGUGAAGAGUUUCUUGAACUGUUUGAAGGGUUAGAGGAUAAAGUACCAGUCUUGGUUGUAUCCACUUCUAGUGCAAGAAAGAAGUCGAAAGCAGAAAUGGAAGCUCUUAGAGAAGCCAAAGGUGUGAGUAAGUUUGUGGAGGUUCCUGGAGCCCUCCUUCCACAAGAAGAAUACCCUUAUUUAGUUGCAAGAGAGAUUUAUAGUUUCUUGCAAAAUAUAAUAUAA
This is a messenger RNA of Lactuca saligna, 1176 nucleotides long. Lineage: Eukaryota; Viridiplantae; Streptophyta; Magnoliopsida; Asterales; Asteraceae. The record is from the annotation of a GenBank genome assembly.